Messenger RNA from Esox lucius (northern pike), 3561 nucleotides. RefSeq names its product exocyst complex component 2 (gene exoc2). Bases 138 to 2939 code for a protein of 933 amino acids. Gene Ontology annotation, biological process: exocytosis; Golgi to plasma membrane transport. The record is from RefSeq and is a predicted model, not a curated record. Gene Ontology annotation, cellular component: exocyst. The transcript is spliced from 29 exons. NCBI's taxonomy places the organism in Eukaryota, Metazoa, Chordata, Actinopteri, Esociformes, Esocidae.
UGAUGACAUCACCAGUUGGGCGUUGCAGGAAGUUGCAACCUGGAAGUUGAUUUCAGAAAAGGUUAACUGGAAUUCAUCUUUCAACAUUUCUGAAUUGUUGAGUGUUCCUGUGUUCCUGGACCCUCCUGACCGGAGCCAUGUCUCGUGCACGACAGCCCCCCCUGGUCACCGGCAUCUCACCCAACGAGGGCACCUCUUGGACCAAGGUCACCAUCCGAGGAGAGAACCUGGGUACAGGCCCCGCGGACCUCAUUGGUCUGUCCAUUUGUGGCCACAACUGCCUGCUGACAGCGGAGUGGAUGUCAGCUAGUAAGAUAGUGUGUCGCGUUGGCCCAGCCAAAGACGAUAAGGGGGAAAUCAUCGUCACCACCAAAUCGGGUGGUCACGGCACCUCCACAGUUUCCUUCAAACUGCUCAAGGCUGAGAAGAUUGGUAUCCUGGACCAGUCUGCAGUCUGGGUGGAUGAAAUGAAUUACUAUGACAUGAGAACCGACCGCAAUAAAGGCAUCUCUCCCCUGUCCCUACGACCCAGCAAUCCACUGGGCAUUGAUGUAGACAAGGGUAAGAUCCCUCUGAAAGAUCUGGAGGGCAUGUUCCCAGGUGUGAGCGGAGAUUUCACCAGCGAGAACUUCUCAGCCACCUGGUAUCUCAUCGAGAACCACUCUGCCACCAGUUUUGACCAGUUGCGCCAGGCCGCCAGUAACCUGAAGAAGCAGGCCACUACAAAGAACGAGGGCAGUCUGGCCUAUGUGAAGGGAGGCCUCAGCACCUUCUUCGAGGCUCAGGAUGCUCUCGCAGGGUUGACGGAACUUGGCUCUCAUGAUGCAGCUAUCCACCAAAGGCUGGAGUCCGAUGGGACAGAGAGGGUAGAAGGAUCCAUGACACAGCGCUUAGAGAACAUUCUCAACAGAGCCAGUGAUACAGCUGACACUCUGUUCCAGGAGGUGUUGGGGAGGAAGGACAAAGCGGACUCUACACGAAACGCCCUCAACGUCUUGCAGCGCUUCAAGUUCCUCUUCAACCUGCCACUCAACAUCGAGCGCAACAUACAGAAGGGAGACUAUGAUGUUGUGAUCAACGACUAUGAGAAGGCCAAGUCUCUGUUCGGGAACACUGAGGUCCCUGUGUUUAAAAAAGUGUAUGCUGAAGUUGAGACGAGGAUUGGGGCUCUGAGGAGUCUCCUUCUGGACAAGCUGCUGGAGACACCGUCAACCCUGCAUGACCAGAAGAGAUACAUAAGAUACCUGUCUGACCUGCACGCCCCCGGGGACCCCGCCUGGCAGUGCAUCUCCGCCCAGCACAAGUGGAUCCUUGGACUCAUGCAGAACUGCAGGGAGGAGUUCAUCAACGACCCGAGAGCAGCGCUUGGGGCAAUAGCCCUGGAUCUGGACGGGGACACGCGCGCCUCAGCCCUGGGUCGGAUCAGAGACACAGCUUCGCUGAAGAGGGGGGUCAGCCUCCGGAGCCAGCGCCCCAACACCUGGGACCACGAGGCCCCGCAGCAGGUGCAGUUCGUGGAGAAGCUAUCCGAUGUGGUGAUUGGCCAGCUGCCCAACUUCUGGAAACUCUGGAUCUCCUACGUCAAUGGCAGCCUCUUCAGCGAGACCGGGGAGAAGUCGGGCCAAGUCGAGAAGUCCAAAAAGAACGCCAGACAGAGACAGAAUGACUUCAAGAAAAUGAUUGAGGAGGUGACCCAUCGCCUGGUGAAGCUCGUUAGAGGAGCUCUGCUCCCCUCUACCCUGACAGAGCCGGAGCUGAAACUGUACGGGGGCUGGGAGAGAAAGAGCGGUCUGACCGGACCCUGGCUUACACAGGUCAUACACACGGUCAGAAUCAUUUUUGAAGCUUUAGUAGCUCUGGAGAUUCCAAACGACUUACUGCAGGUGAUCCAGGAUCUACUGCUGGAGCUGAGACAUAACUGCCUCUUGGUAACGCUGCAACACACCAAAGAGGAUGUCAGAAGCCUUGCAGAUAAAGAGGACUGGGUGGUAGACAAUGAAGGCGUCACCAGCCUGCCGGCCAGGUUUGAACAGCGCAUGGUGCAGACGCUGCAGUCACUCAAAGAACCCAUGGAGACCAAACCCGGGGAGGUCAAUCUCCUCCAGUUGGACCAGGUCCAGGACCAGGUCGCUGUGCUCUGUGUGGACAUUAUGAAGGUGUUCAUCAGUUGCUUGGAGCAGCUCAGCACUAAAAGGAACGGAGAGCCGGGUCGCUCAGGUAUGUCCGUGGACCUGGUCUCUCCAGAUUUGUUCAGUGGUGUUCAGGAAGACUUCUGUCCAACUCCGGAACAGCGUCUACUGAUCAUCCUCAGUAACUGUCAGCACCUGGAGAAACACACCUUCCUUAACUUGGCCGAACACUUCGAGAGACACGGCUUCACAGGGACCGACAAGAUCACACAGGUCAGUGUGCAGGCCGUCAAGGAGCUGGAUGAGAGUCUGUUUGAUAACUACAUUGAGAGGAAAUCGGACCCCAUCGUAGGAUCUCUAGAACCAGGCAUUUAUGCCGGAUACUUUGACUGGAGGGACUGCAGCACACCUACAGGUGUGAGGAACUACUUGAAGGAAGCCUUGGUCAACAUCAUCACUGUUCAUGCUGAGGUUUUUACUGUUUGUAAGGAGCUAGUUCCCAGGGUGCUGACCAGGAUCGUUGAUGGUGUGGCAGAGGAGAUGAGCCGCCUCAUGCAAUGUGUCUCCUCCUUCAGCAAGAAUGGAGCCAUACAGGCUCGUUUGGAGAUCAAUGCACUGAGAGAUGCUGUAUCUUCCUAUCUGUCUUCUGAGAGCCAGGGCAGCUUUAAACAGGCCCUGGAGGCCCUACCCCAGUUACACAGCGGAGCAGACAGAAAGUUGCUGGAGGAGCUGUUGAAUACAUUUAAGAGCAGUAUGCAGCUCCAGCUAACAUGUUUCCAGCCCUCCAGUGUCCAGCCUGUGAAGAGAUGAGCCAGAUGUCAGAACCCCUCUUUAACAUGAACAUAUUGCCACUACUGUGUCUCGCUCUUUGUGCAGUGCCUAUUUAGUUCUAUUCAUGCACUCUUAAAGCUUGUUGUAAAAAUGUUAUGCAAUCUAAACCAGAAAUCGCUUUUUGUUACACACAUUUUUUUUUUAAUGUUACAUUCACAUGGAUUUGCUGAGUUAUCUCACAGUUUAUCUGGACAGCCCCUUUACUGUGGAAUCAUGUUAAUGAUCUGUGCUAUUGUUAGAUUUCACUCAUCUACCAAUCAGCUAUGAGUUUCUUCUAGGCUAUUUAGGUCUCACUCCCUGGUGUUAAGAAAGCGUUCUCUGUACUAAGAAACAACAGUCAAUUUUAGGCCUUGUGUUCUCUGUAUUCAUAAUGAAACUGCACUUUUUAAUGUGUAUUCACUAGGGGUUUAGCUCAGUUGGUCGAGAUCAGUGCUUGCAACUCCAGAGUUGGGGGUUCGAUUUCCACAGGGGGGCCAAUACAAAAAUGUAUACACUAACUCCUGGAAGUGAAAUGGAAGCAGUUAAAAGGUUUUCUGUUGUCAGUGCUACUCUGACCACUCAACUAACGUCUCCAUUGCCAAAUAAAGACACAUUGCAUUCA